Fusarium keratoplasticum is the source of this 1866-nucleotide messenger RNA. RefSeq lists its product as uncharacterized. Gene Ontology annotation, cellular component: membrane. The transcript has 4 exons. Lineage: Eukaryota; Fungi; Ascomycota; Sordariomycetes; Hypocreales; Nectriaceae. Gene Ontology annotation, biological process: oligopeptide transport; transmembrane transport. Bases 1 to 1866 code for a protein of 621 amino acids. The record is from RefSeq and is a predicted model, not a curated record. Gene Ontology annotation, molecular function: dipeptide transmembrane transporter activity.
AUGGCACCUGCUGGAGACAGCCUGGCAGAGCCCAUCGCCGCCGCCGAGUUACGCGCCGAAGCUCUUGACGAGAAGCGGGCCUCCAUCCAGAUCGAGAAGAGUGCUUCCCUCACAGCUGAUCCUCGAGCCGGCCAUGUUUCGGCUGUUACCCCUGAUGGGGAGUUGCCCAACGCUGAAGAGCUCGCGACCUUGAGGCGAGUGUCCAACACGAUCCCCGUCAAGCUGUUCAGCAUUGCUUUCAUUGAGCUUUGCGAACGUUUCUCCUACUAUGGAUGCACCGUUGUGUUCACAAACUUUAUCCAACAGCCUCUCCCUGAGGGCUCCUCGACCGGUUCCGACCCGGAGCAGCCCGGUGCCCUCGGCAUGGGCCAGAGAGCCUCGACCGGAAUCACCACCUUCAACCAGUUCUGGCAGUACUUCAUGCCCCUUCUCGGUGCCUACGUUGCCGACCAGUACUGGGGCCGUUACAAGACCAUUAGCUAUGCCCUGGGUAUCGACAUUAUCGGACACAUUAUCCUCAUCAUCUCUGCGAUUCCUCCUGUUAUCAAGAACGAUGGCGGUGCUCUUGGUGCCAUGAUCAUUGCUAUUAUUGUGAUCGGUUUCGGUACUGGUGGUUUCAAGCCAAAUGUUAACCCCCUGAUUGUGGAACAACUUGGUGAGCAGUACAUGCACGUCAAGACUCUCAAGUCGGGCGAGCGUGUUAUUGUCGAUCCGGCUGUCACGAUUGAGAGAAUCUACGGUUGGUUUUACUUCUUCAUCAACGUUGGAGCUUUGGUCGGACAGAUUACGAUGGUUUACGCCGAAAAGUACAUCGGCUUCUGGCUCUCCUACACACUCCCCACCAUCAUGCUCUGCAUCUGCCCCAUCAUCAUGUUCUGGGGCCGUCAUCGAUAUGAGCGUCGCCCACCUGGCGGCUCCGUCCUCGGACCUGCUCUCAAGGUCUGGGUCCUCGCUCAGAAGGGCCGCUGGUCCAUCAACCCCUUUAAGACCUGGAAGAACAUGCACGAUGGAACUUUCUGGAGCAAUGUCAAGCCUUCUCGCUUCACCAACGAGACUCGACCUCACUGGAUGACUUUUGAUGAUGCUUGGGUUGAUGAGUUGGCUCGUGGAUUUGCGGCUUGUGCUGUGUUUAUGUGGUAUCCCAUCUUUUGGCUCUGCUAUAACCAGAUCAACAACAACCUCAUUUCACAGGCCGCUCUCAUGGAACGCCACGGCCUCCCCAACGACAUCCUCUCCAACCUCAACCCCUUUGCUCUCCUGAUUUUCAUCGCUCUCAACGACUUCUUCAUCUAUCCCGCCCUUCGAAAGGCCGGUAUCCGCUUCACCCCCAUCAAGAAGAUCACAGCCGGUUUCUUCUGCGGAGCCUCAGCCAUGAUCUGGGCUGCUGUUGUUCAACACUACAUCUACCAAAAGUCCGAGUGCGGCAAGUACGCAUCUGGAAAGAUCUGGAGCGAAGAGGAGGGUGAGAUGGUGAGCUGUGCUAUUGUCCCUAUCAACGUCUGGGCACAGACAGGCUCAUACGUUCUCAUCGCUCUCUCCGAGGUGUUUGCGUCCAUCACAUCUCUCGAGUACGCCUUCUCCAAGGCUCCCAGGAACAUGCGAUCCAUGGUCCAGGCUGUCGCUCUGUUCAUGACUGCCUUCUCUGCCGCCCUCGGCCAGGCCCUUGUUGGUCUCGCUGCUGAUCCCCUUCUCGUUUGGAACUACGGUGUUGUCGCAAUCUUGGCUGUCAUCGCUGGCACUUGCUUCUGGUUCCAGUUCCGAAGCCUCGAUCAUGUUGAGGAUCAGCUCAACGUCCUGCCCGAGGGUCAUGCCGGGGCUACCGCAGACGAGGAGACUCCUUACCAGAACAAGCGCAUCGACGAAUAG